Molecule: messenger RNA, 1059 nt
Organism: Seriola aureovittata
Lineage: Eukaryota; Metazoa; Chordata; Actinopteri; Carangiformes; Carangidae
Product: diamine acetyltransferase 1-like
Exons: 6
Coding region: 251-760 (169 amino acids)
Molecular function (GO): N-acetyltransferase activity
Source: RefSeq, a predicted model, not a curated record
CAGGAUGUAAGGUGCUGUUUGUCCAUAUAUGGAUUAAUGGUAAGGGUGUCCUCCUCUAGGAAUACAUAAAAGAGAAGCAGCUGAAGCUGCUGUAUCAUUCUGUGCAACGCAGCCCAUGCCAUUCUGUAUAUGCUGGUUUUCUAUUCAUUGUCGGGGGAUGAACUCCUGAGGAGCGGAUGAAGAAACAAAUUUUGCUUUUAUUCACAUUCAGAGGACUAGUAAGCAAAGGGAAAAAGGGUAAAAGGAGAAAAUGGCCAAUUUUAUAUUACGGACAGCUGAACCCAGGGAUGUGUCCGACAUCCUGCGACUCAUAAAGGAACUUGCUAAAUUUGAAGAGAUGGAGGAGAAAGUCAGGCUGACAGAGAAAGAUCUACUUGAAGACGGCUUUGGGGAUCAUCCAUUCUACCACUGCUUGGUCGCGGAAGUCCCAAAGGAGCAGAGUUCAGAUGGGUACACUGUGAUUGCUUUUGCCAUGUACUACUUCACAUAUGACCCAUGGAUUGGAAAGCUCCUGUACUUGGAAGACUUCUAUGUCAUGCAGGAGUUUCGAGGUCUCGGCAUUGGUUCACAAAUCCUGAAGGUUUUGAGCGAGACGGCCGUGAAGACUCGGUGUAGCAGUAUGCACUUCAUCGUAGCAGAAAACAACACAAAGUCAAUUGAGUUCUACAAGCGAAGAGGAGCAGCUGACCUCUCCUCCGAGGAGGGCUGGCGUCUUUUUGAGAUUGAAAAAGAGGAUCUGGUGAAAAUGACUGCCAAAUAAAGUUUACUGUUAAUUGACUUGUACUGUAUGUUGGUGAUGGCAAGAAUCCUGCUGUGAGUGAUUUGGCACAGUCUGAAAUACAUUUAACAAUCAGCUGUUACCUUUGAUAAUAAACUGCUUUUGCUCAUCUCAGUUAAUCUAAAAUUUAAAGCUCUGCUGAUUAGUGAAUGAACAUUGAACUUUGGUAAUGCUCUACUAUACUGCUGGCAGAUAUUGCUUCAUUUGAAUUUUUCACAGUACUGUAAAUGUAAAAUUCUCAAAAGAUUUGAGAAAAGUUACAAAAUAAAUAAAUAAACACG